UACUGGAUGGACGUUAUGGGACAGACUCAGACUACUCCUCUAAGUAUUAUGAUUAAUCACUUUAAGGAUGUGAGGGGAAGAGCUAACAACCUCAGCGUGGAAGUCCGAAAGGGUCGAUGGCAUGUUUUUUGUUCUAGCGAGUGGCCAACUUUCAAUGUCGGAUGGCCACCAGAGGGGACCUUCGACCUCCCUACCAUCCACCGAGUCAGGAGUAUCAUCUCUCAGCCUAAGAUGGGCCAUCUUGAUCAGCUCCCUUACAUUAUCACUUGGCAGGACCUUGUAGAAGACCCAGCCUCUUGGCUUAAGCCUUUCCUAGCCCCACUCCCUCUGGAGCCAAAACCCAUUCUUGCUUUGCAGGGGACAAAGAAGAAGAAAAGUCUUACCCAGCCUUCAGCACCCCUCUACCCUGUCCUACAAGGGGGGACUGAAGAAGAAUUAAUUUUUCCUCCCCCGUAUAACCCCUCUAGGAUGCCGGAAGAACACCAUCCUCCCCGUCCGGGGGAGGCAGAUGCUGUUCCGAGAGCGGGAGGCAGAAACGCUCCAGUGGGAAGCCCACCCUUUACCAGACAAAGGGCUCAGAGGGAGCAAUCCGCCUCCGCCGCCGACUCCACUGUUCUGCCCCUCCCACGUGGGACGAUUGCCAGAAGCUUUUGCAGGUCCUGUUCACGACUGAAGAAAGAGAAAGAAUCCUCAAUGGGGCCCGAAAACUAGUUCCAGGAGCAGACGGGAAUCCCACCACCAACCAGGCUCAGAUAGAUGCCUCCUUCCCCUUAACUCGGCCCCAGUGGGAUUUCAACAUGGCAGAAGGUAAGGAGAGGCUCCGGGUCUACCGCCAGACUCUACUGGGGGGGGUCUCUGAACGGCUGCUAGAAAGCCAACCAAUUUGGCCAAGGUAGGAAAUGUACAACAGGGAA
This is a messenger RNA of Leopardus geoffroyi (Geoffroy's cat), 914 nucleotides long. RefSeq lists its product as uncharacterized. The record is from RefSeq and is a predicted model, not a curated record. The coding region runs from base 7 to 711 and encodes 234 amino acids. NCBI's taxonomy places the organism in Eukaryota, Metazoa, Chordata, Mammalia, Carnivora, Felidae. The transcript has 2 exons.